AUGUCGAACAAGAUUAAAGAAAAAAAAAAGUUGAAAAAAAAAAAAGGAAAAAACGAUCCAGAGCAGAAGAAAUUACAAAAAUAUAUGAACGAGCUUUGGGGAUUUUCAUCCUCCGAAAAUGAAGAAGAAAAAAAAUAUGAAAAUGAAAACAAGGAUGGUAAUAAAUAUGAUACCGAACGUAAAAGUAAAAAUAUAAAAAAUAAUGAUAAUCUAAUAAAUAUAAAUAAUAAUAAUAAUAAUAAUAAAAUGGAAUGUAUAUUAAAUGAAAACCAUAAAAAAAAGGAUUAUCCUGCUGAUAAAGAUCUUAAUAUAUUAGUUAACCAUAAGAAGAAAAAAAAUAACAAUAAUAAUAAUAUUAAUAGUACAAAUAAUGAUAAUAAUUUAUCCUUAGGAAUUGGAAAUAACAAAAAGAUUCAAGAGAAUCAUAAAAAAAAAAAUAAUAAUCAUAAUAAUAAUCAUAAUAAUAAUAAUCAUAAUAAUAAUCAUAAUAAUAAUAAUCAUAAUAAUAAUCAUAAUAAUAAUAACAAAAAUACAUUAUUUACAAAAAACUCGACAAUGAAAAAUGAUUUGAACGAUAAAAAUUUAUAUAAAGAAAAGUUAAAAGAAAAAAAGAUUUUUAUGGACACAGUUCAUGAAAUAAGAAAAAUGACAUUACCAUAUCUUGAUAAAUUUCAAAGAAAAAAUGUUCAGAAUUUUCAAAUAAAAACACUUGGAGGGAAAUUUGAUAAAAGUUCAAAAGUACAUUAUACAGAACUUAUGUCUAGAAAAAAAUCCAUAAAAAAAUAUAUUCAGAAAAGAAAAGAAAAAGAUAAAAUUUUAGGAGUACAAACACAAACAGGAAAUUAUAUUGAUAUGCAGGAUGUUUUUAGAAAAAACAAGAAAAAAUAUAAAUCAAAAAAAAAGGAAAAACUCUUUUAA
Messenger RNA from Plasmodium falciparum 3D7, 918 nucleotides. RefSeq lists its product as uncharacterized. The record is from RefSeq and is a predicted model, not a curated record. NCBI's taxonomy places the organism in Eukaryota, Apicomplexa, Aconoidasida, Haemosporida, Plasmodiidae.